GCGGCCCCGCCCAGCGCGGAGCCGUUCCGGGGCACGCGGCGSCGGCGGCGAUGAGCUCGGAGCGGGGGAACGUGUCGCGCACGCGGCCCCAGCGCCACCAGAACGCGCGCGCCUUCAAGAACGACAAGUACGACACGAGCGCCCGGUGCAAGAAAAUAAAUGCUAAGCUUCAUGAUGGAGUGUGUCAGCAUUGCAAAGGUAUCUUGGAGUGGCGAGUAAAAUUCAGAAAGUACAAGCUGCUGACAAAACCUAAAAAAUGUGUGAAGUGUCUUCAAAAGACUGUGAAAGAUCCUUAUCACAUUAUUUGUCGACCAUGUGCUGGUAAACUAGAAAUUUGUGCUAAAUGUGGGAAACAAGAAGAAAUAGUAAUUCCGAUUGACAAAGGACAGGACAGCACUGAGACUACUGAAAAUGGCCAGGAGAAUAGUAGUUUGAAGGACGAGCUGGAUUUUGAUACAAAUUUCAUCAAUGGAGACAGUGAUGAAGAUUCUGAUGUGCUUGAAGAACAAUUUAAAAGUAUGAAUUUUAAAACAAUAGAGACCUAAAGGUUGURUUUAUACAGGAGAUUAUAUGCAAUCAAAUACGGUAAACCAGUGUUUACCUAAAACUGUUCAAAAACCUGAUUUGACAUCUAAGGUUCUUGUAUGUAAAUGCUGGCAUUCUGUAUGAUGCUACUUGUUGGGGAUUUSUAUUAAUAAACAUUUUUAUAUAUUAAGAGCAGAAUUUCUUGUGAAAAGAUUCAAAAAUUCUAUCUUUAGUCACAGUUAUUUAUUUCAUACUUGUAACAACUUCUUGUUUUUCUGGAAUAAAGGCUCUUUGUGUAAUUAUUUGAAAUUCAAUAUUAUGCGACCAUUGGAAAUACUGCUGCUUGGAAAUCUACAUGAARAUAGGGUAAACACAACCUUGUCCAAGCUGUAAUGGUUUUCUGAAGGAUGAACUUCCAACAUUACAUCAAUGAGUUUGCAGGUGGGGCCUUACCCUUAUGCCUGGGAGGUUUUGUGGUUUUUUUCCCAGAAAAAAAAGCAAGUGCUUCUGUCAUCAGCAGUACAGUUCAUGAACAAUUUAUGCUUAUUUACCACGAAUAAGUAUUCAUUAUGGAUUUGUUACCUUGCUACAACCAAGGUUUCAUAAAAAAAACAAAACCUGCAGACUAUUUAGCAUUUCUCWUAACUGGUCUCACAAUUUAUUUUCUUUUGACUCCAGAUGUGAUGUAGUGUUCUCUGACAUGAAAACACUUGUGUAGUGGAGUGAUGCUUAUAGUUACUUCCCAAGUUCUGUUCCAAUGUAGAUUAAGCUGUACAAAGAACUUAACUAAAUUUGCAAUAACUGUGUUUACAGGACUCAGGGUGGUUUGAUUUCUUCUGUACUGUCUUCUUCCUUUUUACAUUUAACUGACAAUGGCUAUGUACAUGGAUUAUCCUGUGACAAUAUGCUAUGCCACAGCUGAUUUGCCUGAUUUGGAGUAGUGAGUGUGGAGAAGUUUGAUUCUCAAACUAUGUUUUUCAAAGGUGCUAUGAGGAAAUUCAGCUCUGAAUUGUUACCCAUCCCUACCCUGGAAUUAAGGAAGUAUGAAACUUAACCCUUUGGGUGCAGAUAGGUACCCCAUGCCUGUCCUGUGAAAGUGGAAAACACCAGGAGAGGGUUAAUGGCAGAAAAGGAUGUUGUCAAGUUUGUUKAGAAGUGUGAAUCCGGAGGUUGUUUCACUGACAGAUAUGUCCUCCCAACAGGACAGCAGUGACAUCUGACUUGGUGUCACAUGUGUUGUCCUGCCAGUUGACGUCAACAAGGGCAGAGUAAACAAGGAAUAUCCCACGUGYGCACAGCAGAUGACCAAGUAGGGAGGUGUGUAGAGGGAAGUUAAUAAGUAAUCUGGAUUUAGCUUCAGGAAGGGUCUCUCUGAAAGGGAAACCAUGACUGUCACCAAAAGUGAACUUGGCUUUUGAAAGUGACUUACGUAUGGGAAAUGUUCUUCCACUUGGGAAAAUUUGUAAUGGCCUAGUCCUUUGUUGAAAGGUGAGAGGAAAUCCUGGAAUGAUAGGAAAACAYGCAUGGAGGUGGCAGGAGCUGUAUAAUGAGAAAAUAAGGGGAAGAAUUCUCAUAGUGAUAACACAACCUGUUGAUACCAGGGAUAAGCAAAGUGA
Messenger RNA from Malurus melanocephalus (red-backed fairy wren), 2141 nucleotides. It is a transcript of the gene CUNH9orf85, whose product is annotated as chromosome unknown C9orf85 homolog. The transcript is spliced from 4 exons. The record is from RefSeq and is a predicted model, not a curated record. Bases 51 to 545 code for a protein of 164 amino acids. NCBI's taxonomy places the organism in Eukaryota, Metazoa, Chordata, Aves, Passeriformes, Maluridae.